UCCAUUGGCAAUCGCCCUUAUCUCAUCUCUCUUCCUCUGUCCUCUCAUGGCGAUCAUGGAGUCUCUUUCCAUUUUACUAUCUUCUUCUCCACCCAUCCAAAACAACCCUAAAACCCUAAAACCUGCUACCAACUCCAAACCCAAUUCUCAUCUAAGCAAAUUCACUUUUUCCAAAGAGUCUUCUCUCCAAAAUCGUCUCUCACUUGUGUCAAAUAAGACCACUUUCUCUUUCACUACCAUUCAGCUCUUCACUUCUCUUCCUUGCCUAGCUUCUGAAACUCUAACCUCCCAAACUGAGCAAGUCUCAGACAAAAUAAACUUGGAAUCAAUCUUGGUCUCCAUUGAUGACUUCUUCAACAAAAACCCAUUUUUUGUUGCUGGCUGUACAUUCAUUUGGCUUGUAGUUAUACCUCUUACUGAAGAGUACUUGAGAAAGUACAAGUUUGUCUCUGCCAUUGAUGCAUUUAGGAAACUACGGGAUAACCCGGAUGCUCAGCUUUUGGAUAUUCGGGACAGGAGGAGCGUGGUCGCGCUGGGGUCUCCCAAUUUGAAGAUGUUCGAUAAGAGUGUCGUUCAGGUUGAGUUCCCUGAGGGAGAUGAUGGCGGGUUUGUGAAGAAUGUUUUGAAGAAUUUUCAAGACCCAGCAAAUACCAGCUUGUGUAUUUUGGACAAUUUUGAUGGUGAUUCAAUGAGAGUGGCUGAGUUGCUGUUCAAGAACGGAUUCAAAGAGGCUUAUGCAAUCAGGGGCGGUGUCAGGGGCAAAAAGGGCUGGUUGGAAAUACAGGAAACCCUUUUGCCACCUUCUGUACAUAUGAAGCCUAAGAAGAAGAAAAAGAAGGCUAAAGUUUCACAACUUGGAGUUAAUGGAGGAGUUACUCAGCGAAAUGAUGGUGAGGAUGGCAUGCCCUCUUCUACUAGUUUCCCUCUGGAAGGAAGCCAAAGUGUGGACAAUGGGCAUGUAAACAAGCCCAUGACAUCCACACCUCAUGUGGAAAUCGAUUUCAGAUCUCCUUACCCUAAGUACCCAGAUUUGAAACCUCCAUCUUCCCCAACGCCGUCAAAGCCAUGAGAUUGAUGCAGCAAGUUCGUUGCUUUGAACUGCCUCCUCCUUUUAGGCUGGAACUCAUUUUAGAUCUACGAGGGCAACUCUUUGUAUCUGGUAUUGUUGUCAAUGCAUUUAAUUUUUUUUUUCUCAAUUUUGGCAGCCAUUGAUUCUGUACUCUGUAAAAGCAUGAGGAGACCAUUUUCCCCCUCUUCAGUGACAAGUCAACAUUUCAUUAUGCACUCCAUCGUCUCGCACCAAGAAAUUUUAUCACGUUGAUAGUGUCAUAUUGAUACAACAAUGGGAUUUGAAUUUUGAUUCCAAUAUCUCCUUUUCUUAUGUUA
This is a messenger RNA of Populus nigra (black poplar), 1386 nucleotides long. RefSeq names its product rhodanese-like domain-containing protein 4A, chloroplastic. The coding region runs from base 47 to 1069 and encodes 340 amino acids. The transcript has 4 exons. Lineage: Eukaryota; Viridiplantae; Streptophyta; Magnoliopsida; Malpighiales; Salicaceae. The record is from RefSeq and is a predicted model, not a curated record.